UCCGCUAUAUGCAGUGAAACAGACAAUAAUGUUACGGCUGUGUCUCCAGAAUCAGCUACUGCAGUCUUAGCAACUAUCAACCUUAACAAGGCAGUUCAGUCCGAGAGCAGCAUCUCCCCCUCUGCGAAUAAACUCAGUGAGUUGCGCACUUGUAAGCCGAGAAUCAUCAGUGGUGAGAGCAAUCGGAACAUAAGCAAAACCCCAUCAAAAAUGGUCAAGGCUGUCAGGAUUUAUGAACUUGGCGGACCCGAGGUUCUGAAGUGGGAGGAUGUGGAGAUUGGGGGGCCAGGGGAGGGUGAGAUACGUGUAAGAAACAAAGCUAUUGGGCUCAAUUUCAUCGAUACAUACUUCCGCAAGGGUGUUUAUAAGGUUCCCCUGCCCUUCACCCCAGGCGUGGAGGCUGUUGGGGAGGUGAUAGCUGUGGGCCCUGGAUUGACUGGAAGAAAAGUUGGAGAUCUUGUAGCCUAUGCUAGCAAGGCAAUGGGCUCAUAUGCUGAAGAGCUUAUCCUCCCUGCAAACAAAGUUGUGCAUGUUCCUGCAUCUAUUGAUCCUCUUGUUGCAGCAUCUGUCCUGCUUAAGGGUAUGACAGCUCAGUUUCUCCUUCGCCGUUGCUUCAAGGUCGAAAAAGGGCACACAAUCCUUGUUCAGGCGGCAGCAGGUGGAGUUGGGUCUUUAUUAUGCCAGUGGGCAAAUGCCCUAGGUGCCACAGUCAUUGGAACUGUCUCAACCAAAGAGAAGGCAGUUCAAGCCAAGGAUGACGGAUGUCACCAUGUUAUAAUCUAUAAAGAUGAGGAUUUUGUUACCCGUGUCAACGAGAUAACAUCUGGAAAUGGGGUUGAUGUGGUUUAUGAUUCUGUAGGAAAAGACAUCUUUCAGGGUUCCUUGGAAUGCUUAAAGCUACGCGGGUACAUGGUGAGCUUCGGUCAGUCAUCAGGGACACCAAAUCCAGUUCCACUGUCGGCGCUUGCAGUAAAAUCCCUGUUCAUGACUAGGCCUGAGCUCUGGGACUACACUAAAACUCGGGAUGAGUUGCUGGAAACUGCUGGAGAGGUGUUUGCUAAUAUCUCGUCAGGGGUUUUGAAGGUUCGUGUAAAUCAUACCUACCCUUUGUCUCAGGCUGCACAGGCUCAUGCGGAUGUCGAGAGUCGCAAAACAUCUGGCUCAGUUGUAUUGAUACCAUAAUUUAUAUUUUAUAGCCAUCGUCAAGAAGUCCUAAAUCCCUACCUUGUAAUGCUAGGCGUGCAGCUGCUUUCAUGACUUUCAAACCUUUGUUUGAAUAAUGUCAUCGAGGGAUGUGUUUGGUUGGUCGUCUAAUGUAUCUUCCAUGAUUUCAUGACAAUAAUAACCUUUUUAUCUUACUAUA
Molecule: messenger RNA, 1363 nt
Organism: Tripterygium wilfordii
Lineage: Eukaryota; Viridiplantae; Streptophyta; Magnoliopsida; Celastrales; Celastraceae
Product: quinone oxidoreductase-like
Exons: 6
Coding region: 211-1182 (323 amino acids)
Biological process (GO): cellular response to oxidative stress
Cellular component (GO): cytosol; cytoplasm
Molecular function (GO): quinone reductase (NADPH) activity
Source: RefSeq, a predicted model, not a curated record